GUAGUACUUCAGCAGGCACAUGUCUUCUCCGCUCCCUAUCUGAUCCAGUAGCAUCAUGGCGGGUUUGGAGCUGCUUUCUGACCAAGGCUAUCGUCUGGAUGGACGCAAAGCCACCGAGCUUCGCAAGGUUCAAGCCCGCAUGGGAGUGUUCGCUCAGGCUGACGGCUCAGCGUAUUUGGAGCAAGGAAACACUAAAGCCUUAGCGGUUGUGUACGGUCCACAUGAAAUGCGAGGCUCCCGUAGUCGAACCCUUCACGACCGGGCUGUCAUCAACUGCCAGUACAGCAUGGCCACUUUCAGCAUGUCAGAGAGGAAGAAGAGGCCACACGGCGACCGCAAGUCCACCGAGAUGAGCCUCCACCUCAAGCAGACCUUUGAGGCCGCAGUGAUGACGCAACUCUAUCCGCGUUCUCAGAUUGACAUUUACGUGAAGAUCCUCCAAUCAGAUGGAGGCAACUACAGCGUGUGCGUAAACGCUGCCACCCUAGCUGUGAUCGAUGCCGGCAUACCCAUGUUGGACUAUGUGUGCGCCUCCACUGUGGGCUUCGUGGACGAAACGCCACUGGCCGACCUAUGCUACGCUGAAGAGAGUGGCGGCGUGAGCUCCUUGGCACUAGCGCUGCUGCCUCGCAGCGGACAGAUCGCGCUUCUGCAAAUGGACGCCAGGCUACACCAGGACCAUCUGGAGCCCAUGAUGGAUGCCGCCAUGACGGCCUGCAAAGGUGUGAGUAAGGUGCUGGACCAGGUGGUGCGUCAACACCUCCAAGAGGCCUCGCUGGCCACUGGAGACUGAGUGGUUAUUUUAUUUUCAUUUCCUGGACUCAAACAAGUCAAGAAUCUUUUUCACAUUUUUGUUUUCCACCAAAUACCAUUGUACAUUAUUUUGUAUAUGUAAGAAACAAUAAAUAUAUGUUCUUUCUGUAA
Syngnathus typhle (broad-nosed pipefish) is the source of this 924-nucleotide messenger RNA. RefSeq names its product exosome component 4 (gene exosc4). NCBI's taxonomy places the organism in Eukaryota, Metazoa, Chordata, Actinopteri, Syngnathiformes, Syngnathidae. Bases 56 to 793 code for a protein of 245 amino acids. Gene Ontology annotation, cellular component: nucleolus; nuclear exosome (RNase complex); cytoplasmic exosome (RNase complex). The record is from RefSeq and is a predicted model, not a curated record. The transcript is spliced from 3 exons. Gene Ontology annotation, biological process: poly(A)-dependent snoRNA 3'-end processing; U4 snRNA 3'-end processing; rRNA catabolic process.